This is a messenger RNA of Eruca vesicaria subsp. sativa (arugula), 438 nucleotides long. The record is from the annotation of a GenBank genome assembly. Lineage: Eukaryota; Viridiplantae; Streptophyta; Magnoliopsida; Brassicales; Brassicaceae.
AUGAAACAAACUGGAGAAAUAACUCUGGCGUGUGAGGAAGAGACAUAUUGUUUCAAUUGCUCCUCGGGAUGCCAUGAGAAGGCCUGUCUGGACAUUGAUGAAGCUGGUGAAGAAGGGUCUUCUAGCUUGGUGAAUGUGUUGGGCAAAGAGCAAGAGAUAGUGAAAGUUCUUAGCCAAAGCAGCCGCUGCUGCACAAGUCCUAUUGAUCUGAUGUUAUCUGAGUUGGAAGUGAAGAAGAAGAAGAAGAUGAUGAAGAAGAAGAUAAAGAUUUGUUGCAAAGUGAAGACUCCAGAGGUUGUGGCUUGUGGAUCUAAUAAGUGUAAGGAAAGAUAUCAGAAGAAUCACAUUGGUAAAAGCUGUUGCAGGAGUUAUGCCAAGGAAUAUUGCAGCCACAUGGAUCACCACCAUCAUCGCCAUGCUGAGUUCUUUAAUGACUGA